Messenger RNA from Scylla paramamosain (green mud crab), 2045 nucleotides. RefSeq lists its product as uncharacterized. The record is from RefSeq and is a predicted model, not a curated record. NCBI's taxonomy places the organism in Eukaryota, Metazoa, Arthropoda, Malacostraca, Decapoda, Portunidae. Bases 328 to 1914 code for a protein of 528 amino acids. The transcript has 4 exons.
UCACUCACGCAGUCAGCUGAUAUCUAGGCAACAAAACUGUGAGGGGAGUUUGGGUGUGUAUCUGCUUGCCUCCUUCCCCUCUUCCUCCUUCACUUAUUUUAAAUUUUUCGUUUUAUCUGUCAGUUCACCAGUGACUCUCGUGGUUAGCGUUACUACUACUACUACUACUACUACUGCUACUACUACUGCUACUACUACUACUACUACUACUACUAUCUAAGGAGAUACGGAAGAGACGAAAGGAAGCAAGGAAGGAAGAGGACUGGCAACCCGUUCUCCUCCUCCUCCUCAUCCUCCUCCUCCUCUUCGCCCAGGACUGCAAUCAUCAUGUUACUAGAGACACCACCUCCACUACCACCACCACCGCCGCCAACACAAGAAUCAGAGAAAACGGAGCCAGACGAAGAGACUGAAGGGGAAACUGAAGCAAACCUGAAGUGUUCUGAAGAAAACGAGGAUGAACCUUUGAAAACACACAGUGCCCAAACAUAUCCGGUCUUGCAGCCUCCCACGGACACACCCACGCCCUCACAGCGCCUUGGGGAGCUGCUGAAGGGCGCCAGCAUCCCAGGGGACAGCGGGUCGGCCCCUGUGGAACCCCCUUGGCUGGAUAAAGGAUUAUUUGACAAAGGCAGACAGUUUUAUAGAAAAUUUUUAUUCUGUCUUAAUUUCUCAGAGCUGUUGUCGUUGUUAUUAGUGCUCGCUCAAGGCCACGUACUGAAGCCCUUAGUGUACACAGGGAGGUCAGACACGCCACCUGUUGCCCGCAGGAGGUACUUCUCAACCCUCCUUCAUUUAAUAUCAUGGUUUGAAGGGGACGUGUGGGACCAGACAGGACUCGCCCACAAGGACCUCAUGGGUAUCCGAAGAACCCAUCUACGCUACGGCAUGUCCUUCAACUCCCCAGGGACGCGAGAGAAGGUCCUGCGUGUGUCUGUGAAGGGUCGCGGCCACCAGCAGCCUCCUAACCCCCUUGUGCCAAGCUUGCGGGAGGAUCUGGCGGCUUGUGAUGCGAUUCGAUCCUCUAUGGAGACUAGGAAAACGCUCCAAUCCCCUGUAGACGAGAUCCAAUCCUCUAUAGACACCAGAACCAUGACCCAACCCUCUAUAGAGACUGGCAACACGAUCCAAACCUCUUUAGAAGCACGUGAUAGCACCCAAACCUCUAUAGAAUCCACUAACACUACCCAAUUCCCUUUAAAAUCCAAUAACAAAGGAAUCGAACCCUCUAUGGACACCACAAAGGGAAUCCAAACCUUUAUAGAGGCGCCUAAAGAGGAUUCCACUGUGUUUAUCAGCCAACUGGACAUGGCGUUUACUCAGUACUCCUUCAUGGGCCUCAUUUUAGCUCAUCCGGGGCAGUUAGGGGCAGCUGCGGCCACUGAGAAGGAGUUUGAGGGCUUAGUGCACUUCUGGCGUGGGAUAGGAUGGCUGCUUGGGAUAAAAGAUGAGUUUAAUUUCUGUUCAGGCUCCGUGGGGGAAACCAGAGAGCUGUGUUUGGAGGUGGAGCGACGUAUCCUCCUCCCUCGACUGUCAGAAGCCAACUGGGACUAUGAACAUAUGGUGCACUGUCUUAUAAGUGGGAUCAGCCAGUUUCUUCCCGUUCUGUCUCUCCCUGCCAUGCUUAAAUACUUAUCUUACACCCUAAACAUUCCCACGCCCUCUCUCUCUCGUAGGAUGUCUUGGCGUAACACCCUACAGUACUGGGUCAUGAGGCUUACGUUCGGGGCUGUGUAUUAUUACCCAAAAAUACUAGUUAAGUUGAAUUUGUGGUUCAGAAGAGUCAUUCAUAAGGUUGUGGUUAAUGAUAAGGUGAACCUGCUCGCCUACAGGAAGGGACAGGCUGACCUCGCUGUGCCCUUCAGGGAUUUUGAAGGGAAUGGUGCGUCUAGGUGUCCUUUCAGUGUUAGAUAAGGUAGUGGUGGCGUGGCUCUCUCUCUCUCUCUCUCUCUCUCUCUCUCUCUCUCUCUCUCUCUCUCUCUCUCUGGCCAAUAAUCUAGUCAUGAGUAUGUUAGUUUGUUUUCAAUAAAUGUAUUACUUUUGAU